CAGGCGCAGUAGCCGGGCGACGGAGCGUGUGUUUCCAAAAUGGCGGCAGCGAUGGAUGUGGAUACCCCGAGCGGCACGAACAGCGGCGCGGGCAAGAAGCGCUUUGAAGUAAAAAAGUGGAAUGCGGUAGCCCUCUGGGCCUGGGAUAUUGUGGUUGAUAACUGUGCCAUCUGCCGGAACCACAUUAUGGAUCUUUGCAUAGAGUGUCAAGCCAACCAGGCGUCUGCUACUUCUGAAGAGUGCACCGUUGCGUGGGGAGUCUGUAACCAUGCUUUUCACUUCCACUGCAUCUCCCGCUGGCUCAAAACACGGCAGGUGUGUCCGUUGGACAACAGAGAGUGGGAAUUCCAAAAGUAUGGGCACUAGAAAAAGAGAAUUGUUCCAUCAAGCUCAACUGUAUGAUUAGCCACUUAAUGACUUGCCCUCCUGUUACUUAAUUAUAAAUUAGAUAGAACUGUGUUUUUUCUGCUUUGUCUUUUCAGUUUGCUAUUCCUGCACCCAUAUUGUAUUCUGUGUCAAAUAAAAUCCAGUUGGAUUCUAGAACA
This is a messenger RNA of Delphinapterus leucas (beluga whale), 545 nucleotides long. It is a transcript of the gene RBX1, whose product is annotated as ring-box 1. Lineage: Eukaryota; Metazoa; Chordata; Mammalia; Artiodactyla; Monodontidae. The record is from RefSeq and is a predicted model, not a curated record. Gene Ontology annotation, molecular function: zinc ion binding.